This is a messenger RNA of Daphnia pulex (common water flea), 4881 nucleotides long. Its product is annotated as myo-inositol transporter 1-like. Lineage: Eukaryota; Metazoa; Arthropoda; Branchiopoda; Diplostraca; Daphniidae. Gene Ontology annotation, biological process: monosaccharide transmembrane transport. The transcript is spliced from 17 exons. Gene Ontology annotation, molecular function: hexose transmembrane transporter activity. Gene Ontology annotation, cellular component: membrane. The record is from RefSeq and is a predicted model, not a curated record. Bases 971 to 3985 code for a protein of 1004 amino acids.
AAUAAGAAGUGAGUGGAGGCCACAAGUCGCGUGCUGGUGUGGUGGGGGCGCGCACACGCAGGCCUCACGCACACGGCCAUCACGCAGCAUCAUCAAGGUGCACGGCGCCGCCGCGUCUGUCCGUAGCGCCACGUCUCAAGUCACUGUGGACUUGCAGGGGCGACGUCAACAUCGUCGCGGCAGACGACGGCAGCGUUACUCUAGCGGCGCCGCCGGCGGCGGCGGCAGUGCUGCCAACGGCAGAGGACCCAUCGUGACGGGCGCCCACCAGCGUCUCAAAAGACUCGGAGUCGUGGCCGAACGCUCAAAGUCGCUGGAUCGCAGUCAACCGCAUCGACGGCCAAUUGUCCACAAACAUCCGCAAUUGGAAGCCAAUCGGGUUGAGCCACCGACGACGACGACGACGACGGAUCUCUGCUGCCACCAGCGGCUCUCAUCGCAUCCGGCGGAUUUGCAGUCGAGUGAAAACAGUCGAGCUCACCCACCCAUCGGAGGAGCAUCCGCAUUCGGCGGAGGAUUACGAAUCAACAGCUCCUAUUGGGUGGUGUUCAAUACGUGUUGCGCCCAAUUAGUGGCCUCCGGAUUCAGUUUGAACGUUCAAACGAGUAGUGCUGCUGCUGGUGGUGGUGGUGGUGGUGCAACAGCAAGCGCAAGUUCUUCCUUCGGCGCCAGCAGUCGAGAUCCGGACGACAACAUUCCAGAAUAUUAUCCGCGCCCUUUUGAGCCGCAAUACCGCGACGGCCCAGGAGUGGCCAGGACGGGCCAAGACUCUGACGCCGACGCCGAGGACGAGCCAGAGUCUGAAGAAAUUGAAACGGAGAGCGAAACGGAAGACGUGGAGGAAUUGAUUUCGUCGAGUCAGCACAGUCUGAGCAGUUCGCCGCCUUGCCCGAGCAUCACGCCGCCGCCUUUGCCGCCGCUCUUCGUCUCCUUUCCAUCGUCCACGACGUCGUUCGAUCCACCUCCUCACAUGCGGAGGUGUCGCGAUUCCGAUUCCGACUCGCCACCCAGCGCUUCUUCCCAUCACAUCGCCAGCCCCAACGCUGCCAGCGCGGCUGCUGCGGCGGCCACCGUCGCAGCCACAGCCGCCGCUGCCGCCGCCCGGUCCGGCAACCUCGCUCCAGUCCUGACUGCCAGCCGGACCGGGGCUGCAGGAGCUGGCGCCGCCUGGUACGCCACCGACACGGUUCAGCUAACGACGUUCCGGCCGUUGGCAUCGGCAGCGAAUAAGCCCGUCACAUGUGCCGGCGCUAACACGAUCUCGGGUGGCGGCACUCCCAAACCCAAGAGCCGGACCCUCGAUUCGUCCGACACGUCCGACUAUGAGAAUCUGAGCUCGUGCACGUCGGGCCGCUAUGCGACCCUGCCGCCUCAGCCGCAGUUUGGCGAAGGUGCCAAAGGCAAUAACGGACAAUAUCGUGAUCACUACUCGACGGCCACGACGGCGUCGGCGGGUGUCCUCUUUCGGCCGGCAGGUGGAGCGGUCGGAUCGUUUGCUGACAAUGCCAACGAACAAUUUCCAUCCGGAGAUCCGCCUCACACCUUGUCUCUCCAUCGACCCAUCAAACGUUCGCACUGGUUGAAUCACAACGGCCGCCAGUCGGAUGUUCUGGCCCGCGUCUUCCAAGCCAAUCAGGACUGGCUGGAAUCGAAUGACGGACAGGACACUGUUGCCACCACCACGUCAUCGGCGGGCAACAUCACCAUCAAAGAUGCCCGUUCGUCUCAUCGGACCAGCCAACACGCAGGAGAUGGUGGAAGAAGUUUGCCUCCGCCUGGUGGAGUUUUCCAAUUGCCACCCGUGAUGGGAACGCUGCAACGUUUCGAUCAAGGAUCCGGCGAAAUGCGGCAGUUAACGGGACCCGUCUUGGCCCCCAAUUCAUCCGGCAGUUCCCUUCUGAUGAACGCCCCUCUAGGCGGAGUUUCGACCUCGUUACUGCUGCCGCAACAGCAGCAGCAGCAACAGCAACAACUGCUGCCUCUCAUGUCUUUCGGGCCGCCAUUCCUGAUGCAGCCGACGGCUCCUUCGGCCAUGCCGCUGCCGGCCAGCGUCAGCAAUAGCCUAGCCCACCUCCAGCAGCAACAUCAUCAUCAUCAGCAGCACCAGCAACAGCAGCAGCAAGUUCAAUUACAGCAGCGCGACGGCAAUCACACUAAUCACGGCGGCCAUACGCACGCCAUUCAACUCCAAACUUCCUUGGAAAUGGCACCCGUCGUUUGCCCCGCCCUCUGCGAGAUCCGCACGCAGUUGCAGGAGUUGACUCGAUCCGUCGAGUCUUGUCAAAAUGAGGUGAGCGACAUGAAACGUGACAUGUCGACCAUGCGACACGACGUGGAAUCGGUCCACCACGUCAAGGAGGACAUUGACGAUCUGCGCGAUUGCAUCGACAAAUUACAAGAGCAGAAUCGGCGUAGGAAACUCAGACUGCUCGAACAGGGCCUGACGGGGUUCCUCAUCUAUGCCAUAUUUGCGGCCGUGCUGGGAAUGCUUCAGUUCGGCUACAAUACGGGAGUCAUCAACGCACCACAAGGGGUGAUUGAAAGCUUCAUCAAGUCAGCCUACUACAGCCGAUAUGGAGUGGAAAUAGCCGAUGGUUGGGAGAAAAUCAUCUUUUCUAUCGCUGUUUCCAUUUUCGCUAUCGGUGGGAUGAUUGGUGGCUUUGGUGGUGGCUUCGUCGCCAAUAAGUUUGGCAGGAAACGUGGUCUGCUGCUAAAUAAUGCAACUGGUAUUCUCGGAGCUAUUCUGAUGGCCUUCUCCAAAGCUGCCCAGUCAUAUGAAAUGCUCAUUAUAGGAAGAAUGAUCAUCGGAUUCAAUUGUGGAUUGAAUACGUCAUUGGUGCCCAUGUACAUUUCUGAAAUCGCUCCAUUGAACUUACGUGGCGGUUUGGGGACGGUCAACCAAUUGGGAGUCACCGUUGGCAUUCUUUUCUCUCAGAUUUUAGGCAUCCAAGAAAUUCUUGGCACGGAGAGCGGAUGGCCUCUUCUCCUAGGUUUAGCCAUUUGCCCAGCAAUUCUGCAGUUGAUUCUGUUUUCCUUCUGUCCUGAAUCUCCGCGUUACCUACUCAUAACAGCCAAUCGCGAAGAAGAAGCCAGAACUGCGAUGAAACGAUUGCGAGCGUCUAGCCAAAUUGAGGAAGACAUGGAAGAAAUGAGAGUCGAGGCCCAACAAUCUGAGGCCCACAUGGGGAUGUUGGAGCUGCUCAAAUCACGCGCCUUGCUCAUGCCGCUCGGCAUUGCCAUUGUCAUGCAACUUUCGCAGCAGUUGUCGGGAAUCAACGCCGUGUUGUACUAUUCCACUGAACUUUUUAUCGGAGCAGGCCUUGCUAGUGAAUCUGCUAAAUAUGCCACUAUUGGUGUGGGUGCCAUCAUGGUGGGCAUGACUCUUGUGUCCAUUCCUCUGAUGGAUCGCGCUGGCCGACGCACCCUUCACUUAUGGGGACUUGGAGGCAUGUUUAUUUUCAGCAUAUUCAUCACCAUUUCCUUGCUCGUAAUGGAACUUAUCGAAUGGGUUCGCUACGUAGCCGUUGUUGCCACACUCACAUUUGUAUUGUUUUUCGCCGUUGGACCCGGCUCCAUUCCAUGGAUGAUUACAGCCGAGCUAUUCAGUCAAGGACCAAGACCAGCCGCAAUGUCCAUCGCCGUACUUGUCAACUGGUUGGCAAAUUUUCUUGUCGGUCUCUUCUUCUUACCUCUCAAAGCGAUGCUGCACAACUACAUUUUCUUGCCAUUCAGCGUAUUGUUAGCAUUUUUCUGGAUUUUCACUUACAAAAUCGUUCCAGAGACGAAAAACAAAACUUUUGACGAAAUCUCGGCAUUAUUUCGCCGCAAUGAUAGAGAGGAAUUCGCAACACAGAAUUGUAUUCUGACAUCCAGUGGUGCCGGGUCUAGCACUCUUGCCGUACCCGCGCCAUCCAGUACUCCGGCACACACAGAGAGCACGGCUCUCCUGGCUGACAUACGAACCAUCAAAAUCAACGCUUCGUAGUCGAAUCGAAAUCCGUUUUGCCAUCUUUCUUUUCCAUCAUUAUCUCUAUUUCUCUCUUGCAUCUCCUUGCCCUCUUCUUCCCCUUUUCCUCAUCUCUCCUGUUCUCGUUCAAUUAUCGUGUCAAGGGCGUGGCUUCCAACAUCAGCAUAGUAGCCUUUAUGUUCGACACACGAAAGAAAAAUCGGCUCAAUAACUUGGAAGCACGACUCCUCUCUGAUGAUUACACUAUUACAUUCAAAAUUUGAAACAAACGAAAGCGAAAUGAUGAACAAGAAAAACUAAAGAAACAAAAAUAAUAAAAAACAAAACAAAAAAAAAAACAAAAAAAAAACAAGUUUAUUUCAGAUUACAUAUGAAAAUGUUGUGAGCCAAGUUUUUGGGUAAAAUCGGUGAAAAGAAAAUGGAGGGAAAAAGACAUUUUUCAUUUUGUAUAAUAUGCGUGCCAGCAUGCAUGGAUUUUCUAAAAAAAAAGUGUUGUGGAAUAUGACCAUAUUGUGUUGUUACAGUGGUGGUUUCGUUCAUUUCUUUCUGUUGUUAAAUCGUUAAAUAUUCAGCCAGUGUGGAAGCAAUGUCUACUGUGCGGUAUUCGACAUGUGACAGUUCCUGAUUGCAUCCUUAUUUUGCGGGACAACAUUGUUUCGUUUCUUCGUGCAUACAUUACGCGUAUGCAUACAGUACAUACGCUUCAACAUUCCUUUUGAUGCUUGUAAAGACUCUUUAAUGUAUAAGCAACAGAACAUAAAAAUAGUGACAGCUCAUUCAAUGCUGAAGGAAUCUUGGGAAAACAUUGAUAAUGAAAGGGACACGAACACGCAGUUUUACACUCAUUAUGUUAGCCCCUAAACGGCUAAGACGAAUAAAGUAAAAACUAAUACAAACAUAUUGAAAGACCUUGA